This is a messenger RNA of Huiozyma naganishii CBS 8797, 2700 nucleotides long. It is a transcript of the gene SUL2, whose product is annotated as sulfate permease. Gene Ontology annotation, cellular component: membrane. The transcript has a single exon. Gene Ontology annotation, biological process: transmembrane transport. The coding region runs from base 1 to 2700 and encodes 899 amino acids. Gene Ontology annotation, molecular function: secondary active sulfate transmembrane transporter activity. NCBI's taxonomy places the organism in Eukaryota, Fungi, Ascomycota, Saccharomycetes, Saccharomycetales, Saccharomycetaceae. The record is from RefSeq and is a predicted model, not a curated record.
AUGACAGAAAGAAGACACUCUUUCCGUCAAGAGGACUCUGACAACAGUUUCCCCAACGAGUAUGGUGCCGAAUACAACAACGCCAACGAGGUCAGUUCGACGCCUGACCUAGACAACCUGGAGCUCGAAUACGACCAGUAUAAAGCUGACGAGUUGCAUCCGCAAAGAACUAUCUUGAGCAACCAAGCUGACACGGACCGCGAAAAAAUUGCCAACGUGUUUGUCGAGGAGCAAAGCGUUAGAGACUCAAAUAUUCCUUCAGCUUCCAUUGAGGAGUUACAAUAUUUUGCACACGAAAGCGACGGUGCCAAGGUAAUACCCUCUUACGUGGAGGGGAAUGUCACCGAGCUGGAAUUCUUUAACCAUAGUCUACGCAGUAAAUUCACACUGAAUGCAGCCAAGAACUACAUCCUUUCCAUCUUCCCGAUCAUCCACUGGCUGCCCCACUACAACGUCUACUGGUUUAUUCAGGAUCUGAUCGCAGGUAUCACGGUCGGGUGUGUUCUCGUGCCGCAAUCCAUGUCGUACGCUCAGAUCGCGACUUUACCCCCACAGUACGGGUUGUACUCGUCCUUUAUUGGGGCGUUCAUAUAUUCGCUAUUUGCUACAUCCAAGGAUGUUUGUAUUGGUCCCGUCGCCGUAAUGUCUCUAGAGACAGCCAAAAUUAUCGCCAGAGUCAUGAAAAGGUUCCCCAACGACCCAGACGUGCAAGGCCCCAUCAUCGCAACAACAACGGCACUGCUGUGUGGUGGUAUCGCUGCGGGUGUUGGGUUUCUAAGACUCGGGUUCCUUGUCGAGUUGAUCUCUUUGAAUGCUGUCGCAGGGUUCAUGACUGGCUCCGCUUUGAACAUUAUCUCUGGACAGGUUCCAGCUUUGAUGGGAUACGGUAAGUUGGUCAACACAAGGACAGCGACUUACAAAGUUAUUGUCAACACAUUGAAACAUUUACCAGACACAAAACUGGACGCCGUUUUCGGACUGAUCCCACUGUUCAUUUUGUACUUCUGGAGGUGGUGGUGUAACGGUUACGGACCAAAACUGACAGACAGAUACUAUCCAAAGGGCUCGAGGGGCAAUUUCCUUUGGAAGAAAUUUUACUUCUACGCGCAAGCGUCUAGAAGCGGAAUAAUUAUUAUUGUAUUCACUGCCAUCUCUUGGUCCAUCACGAGACAUGUACCUUCGAAGGAAAGAAGAAUCAGCAUUUUGGGCACUGUCCCCAAAGGUUUGAAAGACGUCGGUGCUAUUAAAGUACCACCUGAAUUGCCUGCCAAGAUCGCUCCUGAGCUACCCGCGGCUGUCAUUGUCCUGCUAUUGGAGCACAUUGCAAUUUCAAAAUCGUUUGGGAGAAUCAACGAUUAUAAAGUUGUUCCAGAUCAGGAGUUGAUCGCCAUUGGUGUCACCAAUUUGAUCGGUACCUUUUUCCAUGCGUACCCUACUACAGGGUCAUUUUCCAGAUCUGCCUUGAAGGCAAAGUGUAAUGUGAAGACUCCGCUUUCUGGUCUUUUCACAGGCUCGUGUGUUCUUCUGGCGUUAUACUGUUUAACAGGCGCCUUUUUUUACAUUCCUAAGGCAACACUAUCUGCUGUCAUCAUCCAUUCGGUUUCUGACUUGGUGGCAUCGUACCACACGACGUGGAACUUCUACAAGAUGAACCCAUUGGACUUUGUCUGCUUUUUGACCACUAUCAUCAUUACAGUGUUCUCCUCCAUUGAAAACGGUAUCUACUUCGCCAUAUGCUGGUCAUGUGCGCUACUGCUUUUUAAAGUGGCCUUCCCUGCUGGUAAGUUUCUAGGUCGUGUUGAAAUCGCCGAGGUAGUUGAUGGUGAGAUCAUUAACGACAACUCCGUGGUGAUGACCACCGAUGACUGUGUGAGUGAGUUUGGCGGUAAUAAGGAGUUUAGUAAGGACAAGCUGAAUGGGAAGUCUGAUUUCAUCGUGAAGGACAAACUGGACUCUACGGCGUCGUCGUCCUCAAUUGCUGAGAACAAACUGAAAUACUACACCAAGUGGGUGCCCUUCGACCACGCUUAUACGAGGGAAUUGAACCCAGAUGUCACAAUCCAACCGCCGCCACCGGGGGUCAUCGUCUACAGAAUGUCGGACAGUUACACGUACAUUAAUGCGUCAAAUCACUAUGAUAUAAUUAUUGAUGAGAUCAAGAGAGUGACAAGGAGAGGACAGCUGUUACAACACCGUAAGAAAUCAGACAGACCUUGGAACGACCCUGGUGAAUGGAAACCUCCCAAGUUUUUGUCGAACGUGUUGCACUGGAGAAAAAAUAAGAAAAAGAACCAGACAGCGGACGUUGAGAGUCUGGAGACGGGUAUUGUGAGGGACGAAAGACCCGUGCUGAAGGUACUAUGUCUGGACUUCUCUCAAGUGGCACAGGUGGAUUCGACAUCUCUACAGUCUUUGGUUGAUUUGAGGAAAGCAGUCAAUGCGUACGCGGAUAGACAGGUGGAGUUCCAUUUCGCCGGUAUUAUAUCGCCUUGGAUCAAAAGAGGGUUAGUCAAGAUUGGGUUCGGCACUGUCAACGAGGAAUUUAGCGACGAAUCGAUCAUUGCUGGUCAUUCUAGUUACCAUCUGGUGAAGAAUACCAUUGGAGAUAUUGAGAAUGGGUACCAGGUCAAGACGGCUACUGGUACCAACUUACCGUUCUUCCACAUCGAUAUUCCAGACUUCAAGAAAUGGGAUAUCUGA